AUGCCGGGGCCGGGGUCCGCGCAGCGCUGGGCGGCCGCCGCGGGCCGUUGGGGCUGCAGGCUGCUCGCGCUGCUGCUGCUGGUGCCGGGGCCCGGCGGCGCCUCCGAGAUCACCUUCGAGCUGCCGGACAAUGCCAAGCAGUGUUUCUACGAGGACAUCACGCAGGGCACCAAGUGCACCCUCGAGUUCCAGGUGAUUACUGGCGGUCACUAUGAUGUAGACUGUCGGUUAGAAGAUCCCGAUGGUAAUGUGUUAUACAAAGAGAUGAAGAAACAGUAUGAUAGCUUUACCUUCACAGCCUCCAAAAAUGGGACAUACAAAUUUUGUUUCAGCAAUGAAUUUUCUACUUUCACACACAAAACCGUCUAUUUUGAUUUUCAAGUUGGAGAGGACCCACCUUUGUUUCCUAGCGAGAACCGAGUCAGUGCUCUUACCCAGAUGGAAUCUGCCUGUGUGUCCAUUCAUGAAGCUCUAAAGUCGGUCAUCGACUAUCAGACUCAUUUCCGUUUGAGAGAAGCUCAAGGCCGAAGCCGAGCGGAAGACCUAAAUACCAGAGUGGCCUACUGGUCCACUUUCAAAAAAUCUCCUGGACACCAGGAGUCAGCUUCCAAGACACCCGAUGACCUCCCCCUGCGUGAUCUGGCUGAGCCUGGCCCCAUGGCGCCGGCGUCCGCUGGGGAGCACGAGGGAGCCGAGGACCGGGAAGACACGUCAGAGGAGGACGAGGUGUUCCUCAAGUUCGUGAUCCUGCAUGCGGAGGACGACACAGACGAGGCCCUCAGAGUCCAGAACGUGCUGGAGAACGACUUCGGCAUCAAGCCCGGGAUCAUCUUUGCCGAGAUGCCCUGCGGCCGGCAGCACCUGCAGAACUUGGAUGACGCCGUGAACGGGUCUGCGUGGACCAUCUUGUUACUGACCGAGAACUUCCUGAGAGACACCUGGUGCAAGUUCCAGUUCUACACGUCACUCAUGAACUCGGUGAACAGGCAGCACAAGUACAACUCGGUCAUCCCCCUGCGGCCCCUGCACAACCCCCUGCCCCGCGACAGGACUCCCUUCGCUCUGCGGACCAUCAAUGCCCUGGAGGAAGAGAGCCGGGGCUUUCCCACCCAAGUCGAAAGAAUCUUCCAGGAGUCCGUGUAUCAGAUCCAGCAGGCUCUGUGGAAGGAGAGCCGAAGCAGUGGCCGCCAGCAGGCCCUCUCCUGAGACGGAGCCCCCAGCACGCAGCUGGCUGGCUCUCGUCUGGCAAAGGCCACCGCUCGUCUCCCCUUAAGAAGGCCCAGCUCUGGCAAGAAGUUGACAGGAGCUGACACAGACCCAGGUGCUCAAGCAUGAUACGUUUCUGUGGGACCCCGCAUAG
Molecule: messenger RNA, 1360 nt
Organism: Odobenus rosmarus divergens (Pacific walrus)
Lineage: Eukaryota; Metazoa; Chordata; Mammalia; Carnivora; Odobenidae
Product: toll-like receptor adaptor molecule 2
Exons: 5
Coding region: 1-1206 (401 amino acids)
Biological process (GO): endoplasmic reticulum to Golgi vesicle-mediated transport; intracellular protein transport; Golgi organization
Cellular component (GO): endoplasmic reticulum-Golgi intermediate compartment; endoplasmic reticulum; Golgi apparatus
Source: RefSeq, a predicted model, not a curated record